AUGGCCUGUCCACAUUGUGGUGGAAACAGUAUCGAGUACGAUGCUGGCCAGGGAAAUGCCACCUGUACCCAAUGCGGAACAGUCCUGGAAGAAAACACUAUCAUUGCAGAGAUCUCAUUCUCGGAGGGCAGCGGCGGAGCAGCGUCUGUUGUAGGAACAUUUGUCGGAGAGGGCAAAGCUGGAGCAAGAUCAAGUGGACCAGGACGGAGACAGACGAGUCAGGAAUCAAGAGAAAAGACGCUGGAUGCGGCAAGGAGACGUAUCACUGCCAUGGCUGUCGCGCUCAAACUGAAUGAGCAUCACGCCGAGGUCGCCCAACGCUAUUUCAACCUCGCCAUCACCAACAACUUUAUUCAAGGACGUCGAAGUGAACAUGUCGUCGCCUGUUGUCUCUACAUUGUCUGCAGAAACGAAAGGACGACGCACAUGUUGAUCGAUUUCUCGGAAUUGCUCCAGCUCAAUGUGUUCAAGUUGGGCGUGACAUUUCUCCACCUUACAAAACAGCUGAAUCUGGUACUGCCACUCGUCGACCCUUCACUCUACAUUUCUCGAUUCGCCACAAUGCUGGACUUUGGUGAGGACACUCAACGCGUGGCGAACGAUGCCCUCCGCUUGGUGUCACGCAUGGACCGAGACUGGAUCAGGACCGGCCGCAGGCCAGCCGGUAUCUGUGGCGCCUGUCUUUUGAUCGCAGCUAGAAUGCAUCACUACCGACGCUCGCCAAAAGAGAUCAUUCAAGUUGUUAAAAUCGGAGAAGCAACAUUGAGGAAACGACUGGAAGAAUUCGCAGCAACACCUUCUGGUCAGUUAACGGUAGCCGAUUUCCGGGAAUUAUGGCUAGAGGAUGCGGCAGACCCGCCUUCGUUUGAAAAAUCCAGGAAGAGGAGUCACUGGGAACUGGAAGAAGACGAAGAGAAACAAGAUGAGGUUAACCAGGAGAUCAUUCGACGUGGAGGGAGGGUACAUAAAGUCGAUCUGCAGCAGGUCAAGGAGGGCGCGGAGGUGUUGGAGCCCGGCCAUAUUGAAUCCCAGACCACAGCCGGAACGCGCACAGCAGACUUGGAGCAUAUGGCCCCUAUUCCUAAUGGCCCUAGUAGCCAGGAGCGGAAAGGAGGAGGGGAGGAAGAAAAGGAAGGCGAUACGGAAGAGGAAGAAGAGCAGCUGGAUGACGUGGACGAUGAAGAGAUUGAAAAUAUCAUUCUUAACGAAGAAGAGGUCAAGAUCAAGACCCAGGUCUGGAUGGAAUUUAAUAAGGAGUAUCUCCAGGAACAAGAGGCCAAGCGUGCGCGUAUUGAGAUGGAGAAGAAGAUGGGUAUCUACCACAACAAGAAGGGCCGCAAGAAAGUCAAGCGCAAUACUACGGCAGGACCACACACUUCGGCAGCGGAGGCUGGCAAGAAUAUCCUUCAACCAAAGUUACCUCGACUGAAAUCAAAAAAGAUCAACUACUCUGCUUUGGAGACCAUGGACGAACUGUUUGAC
Molecule: messenger RNA, 1482 nt
Organism: Gamsiella multidivaricata
Lineage: Eukaryota; Fungi; Mortierellomycota; Mortierellomycetes; Mortierellales; Mortierellaceae
Product: cyclin-like protein
Exons: 7
Biological process (GO): DNA-templated transcription initiation; transcription by RNA polymerase III; transcription preinitiation complex assembly
Cellular component (GO): transcription factor TFIIIB complex; transcription preinitiation complex; nucleus
Molecular function (GO): TBP-class protein binding; RNA polymerase III general transcription initiation factor activity; RNA polymerase III type 3 promoter sequence-specific DNA binding
Source: RefSeq, a predicted model, not a curated record